UUUCUGGUAAAAGAAGCGAACACGAUCCUCUCCGCUGUCGACAUCGGCAGCCGCAUUCCAAGCCCCGUCGCGGGCAUCAACAGUGCCUCUCUUCUGCGUCUGCGGUGGCAAACGACACGGGGCGAGCAGGGUGCGCGAACCUGAGGUUCGUAGGCGUCGCCUUCCGCCCCUCACUGAAGUCGUCGUCAGCAGCUCCCUCCAGUCUCUGCCACGGUAAAUGGCGUGACCUGACUUAGUACAAGCACCUAGGGGUCUCCGGCCUCGUGAAGACGCACUCUCCGAUUUCGUCACGAACCCAGUACGGUAUUGUGCUGACCUGUGCCAUUGUCUAUCCUCGGCGUGUGCUCGUGUGCAGAUUGGACUCCAUGUCGGCGGCGCUCGCGGUGACGGACGAGGUGGCCCUGCCGAUCCGGGCGGUGGGGGAUCUGGCGGCCGCCGCCGAGGUCUCGCGGGAGGAGGUCGCCGUCAUCACCCAGUGCGCGGCGCUCGGUGGGAAGUUGCCUUUUGAAGAUGCAUCAGUUGGUGCGGUUCUUGCAGUCAUUAAAAACGUGGAAAGCUUGAGGGAGCAAUUGGUUGCUGAAAUCAGUCGGGUGCUGAAAGCUGGUGGAAGAGUAUUGGUGCAGAGCCCUGCACCCUCAUCCAGUCAGAAGCCGAACACUGAAAUUGAGCGCAAGUUACUGAUGGGUGGAUUUGCUGAAGUGCAAUCUUCUGCUGCAAACUCGCAAGAUAGCGUGCAAUCUGUUACAGUUAAGGCAAAGAAGGCUAGCUGGAGCAUGGGCUCUUCUUUUCCCCUUAAGAAAACAACAAAAGCCCUUCCCAAGAUUCAAAUUGACGACGACUCUGAUCUGAUUGAUGAAGACAGUCUCUUGACUGAGGAGGACCUGAAGAAACCACAACUUCCAGUUGUUGGGGACUGUGAGGUGGGGGCAGCAAAGAAAGCAUGCAAGAACUGUACUUGUGGCAGGGCUGAGGCCGAAGAGAAGGUUGGGAAGCUGGAGCUCACUGCGGAGCAGAUCAAUAACCCUCAGUCAGCUUGUGGCAGUUGUGGGUUGGGUGAUGCCUUCCGCUGUGGAACCUGUCCCUACAGAGGUCUUCCACCAUUCAAGCCUGGCGAGAAGGUUUCCUUGUCUGGCAACUUCCUUGCUGCUGACAUAUGAUGGCGAUGCAAGUGAACAUCGGCAAAACAAGGAGACGGGGGUUACCUACGUUGUUAGUCGAGUGAACUGCAUUCCAAAUAGCUUCUGUUAGCCAAUGCGAAUGUGCGUGUGAGUGACUUGUCUUUCGGAUGAUAUAUAUAUAAGCUGGCCAAUCGCGCCUCUACACAAACACAAGUGUGCAUCAGUGCAUGUGUUUUCAGAUUGAUUUUGUGAGCCUGGAUGUGAAGAAUGAAUAUCGCUCAACCA
Zea mays is the source of this 1403-nucleotide messenger RNA. RefSeq names its product anamorsin homolog. The transcript has 7 exons. Gene Ontology annotation, cellular component: cytoplasm. Gene Ontology annotation, biological process: iron-sulfur cluster assembly. Lineage: Eukaryota; Viridiplantae; Streptophyta; Magnoliopsida; Poales; Poaceae. The coding region runs from base 366 to 1157 and encodes 263 amino acids. Gene Ontology annotation, molecular function: iron-sulfur cluster binding; S-adenosylmethionine-dependent methyltransferase activity. The record is from RefSeq and is a predicted model, not a curated record.